AUGAUCUUCAAGUCCUUUAAGGCUCUGCUCUUCGUGGAGCACCUCAAGGCCGACUACGAUUCCAGUGCCCCUCAGAUGAGGAAAGCGUGUUCUUACCAGGUUGGCGUUCAGAGGCAUCAAGUUUGUGGUGGAUUCCUGCACUACCUUCGUGAGCUGGAAAGGAUCUCCCCAGCUUCUUCUUUCCAACAAGCGGCAGCUGAUCUGAAGCAGAUGUUCUUGCGUGGACUGUUGGAUCCUGACCUCCAACAUGCUCUCGCUACAACUUUUCCACCUUCCGACCUGAAAGCAAUAUCGGCUUUCAGGCCAUACCAUGCUCGUGUGGAGCAAGCAGCUCGGACUGCCAAAGAAGAGACCGAGACUCGAAUUGCUGAAGAGUUGCGCGCAGCGGAGGCCAAACAGGUCAUGACCAAAUUGCAGAGUGACAUGUCGAUGCUGAAGGAGCGCAUCCCAGAUGAACGUGUUCAAGCUCAGAACACAGCCAAGGACAUCAAGUAUCUCCGAGAUCGACAGAUGCAAGGGCAAGAGUAUGUCGAGAAAUAUUCGGCUGAGCGCAUUUCCUUGGUGGAAUAUGCUGACGGGUAUUUGAUUGCCUCGCUGGAUGCCACUGUGUGGCCUGCAAACAGCAAUUAUUUGAACGAGGCCGUCAGCCACAUGGCUACUGUGCUUGCCAUGAGCAGCUCUCAUAUUGGGUUCGUGCAGUAUCCCGUGAUCAAAAGCCAAACCAACCAGACGACGCUCGUCAAGCACAGGCACGCUUUGGAUUUGCUACUCUUGAAAGCGGGCCUGACUGCUUACCACAUGGUGCAGAUCGCCUAUGACAAACCAGACAGCUCAGCCAGAGACACCCGCUGCCUGUCCCAGCUUGCAAUGGUGGUGUUCCACGCAAACUUUGAUGCGUGCGAUUUCAUGGAGAGUCGUGCUGUCAAGGAAGGUAGGUUUGGCCCUGUUCCGUUGAUCCGCGUGGCUGACAUGAUUGGUUUUGAUGAAGCCAGAAGGCCAGCUCCGAGUGCAAGAACUGAACAGAAAGGACUGCCGUGCCAUGACCUCAUGGUUGAUGCCAUGUUGCAGGGCAUGAAUGUGUCGGCUGGAGACCGUGUUAUCUUGCUGGACCUACUGCCGAACAGGCUGCUUGACAUGAAUGCUUUUAAUGGUUGGGAUAUAAUGAGUUUACUGUUUGCAAUCAUCAUUUUUAACCUUUUUUGCGGCGAAUCAUACCCAGCAGGUGGGCGGAGUUUGCUCGUGCUAUGA
This is a messenger RNA of Cladocopium goreaui, 1248 nucleotides long. The record is from the annotation of a GenBank genome assembly. NCBI's taxonomy places the organism in Eukaryota, Dinophyceae, Suessiales, Symbiodiniaceae.